AUGAAGCUCUACACCGAUCUUAUUUCCGGCGACGAGAUGGUCUCGGAUGGUUACAAACUCCAUGAGGUCGAGGACAUCGUCUACGAGGUCGACGCUGAGAAGAUCGUCGUCUCGGACGGUGAUGUCGACAUUGGCGCCAACCCUUCCGCCGAGGAGGCCGCCGAGGCUCUCGAGAACGGUGCCGAGCAGGUGAUCAACAUUGUGCACUCGUUCCGUCUCCAGUCGACUCAGUUCGACAAGAAGUCGUACCUGGGCUACCUCAAGGGCUACAUGAAGGCGGUCAAGGCCAAACUGCCCGAGGAGCGCGUCCCCGCUUUCGAGAAGGGCGCUGCUGCUUUCGCCAAGAAGGUCAUCGGCUCGUUCAACGACUGGGAGUUCUUCACCGGCGAGUCGAUGGACCCCGAGGGCAUGGUCGCUCUGCUCAACUACCGCGAGGACGGUGUCACCCCUUACCUCGUCUUCUGGAAGGACGGCCUCCGCGAGACCAAGAUCUAA
Molecule: messenger RNA, 495 nt
Organism: Sporisorium graminicola
Lineage: Eukaryota; Fungi; Basidiomycota; Ustilaginomycetes; Ustilaginales; Ustilaginaceae
Exons: 2
Coding region: 1-495 (164 amino acids)
Cellular component (GO): cytoplasm
Molecular function (GO): calcium ion binding
Source: RefSeq, a predicted model, not a curated record